Aplosporella prunicola CBS 121167 is the source of this 1190-nucleotide messenger RNA. RefSeq lists its product as uncharacterized. NCBI's taxonomy places the organism in Eukaryota, Fungi, Ascomycota, Dothideomycetes, Botryosphaeriales, Aplosporellaceae. Gene Ontology annotation, biological process: protein N-linked glycosylation. The transcript has 3 exons. The coding region runs from base 69 to 935 and encodes 288 amino acids. Gene Ontology annotation, cellular component: oligosaccharyltransferase complex; membrane. The record is from RefSeq and is a predicted model, not a curated record.
CAACCACUCCCGCAGGCCGCGGCCAAUUCCCCAAGCAUCCCAGAACGCCAAUUGAGCACUUCGGCACGAUGCGUUUCUCGCUCCUUCCUUCGGUCUUGCUCGCCGGCCUCAGCGCCGUGUCCACCGUUGCGGCUGCUUCGUGGGGCUUCGAAGAUGCCACUGUUACGGUACAGGGCAAGGGCGGCGUUGGCAGCGGCUUGAAGGAGAAGCUCUCCGUCAACACGCCCUUGGCCAAUACCGUCGAGCUGGGUGCUACCGACACGCUCAAGAUCAUCUUGACCACGACCGACGGCAAGAAGGCCAAGCGUCCUCACCAGGCCUUCUUGACCCUCAUGGACCCUGCCACCGGCCUCGAGGACUCGUUCCCGUUCACCAUCAAGGACAGCGGGAAAGGAAAGGUCGAAGUGACUCACAAGGACCUUCCUGCACAAUUCCUGACUGCGUCUGCCCCGGUCACCGCGACUCUGACCAUCGGCUCUUUCGGCAGCAGCAAGCCCUACAGCCACUCCGUCUUCAACCUCGCCAUCACCCGUGAUCCCAACGUGCCGCUCGCCCUCCCAUCGCCGCCUAUCCGCUACGGCCCGCAGCCCGAAAUCCACCACGUCUUCAAGGACGACCCGCGCAACCCGCCCAUGAUUAUCACCCUUGUCUUCGGCGCUGUCAUCGCCGUGACUCUGCCUGUGUUGUUCGGUGUUUGGCUCAUGCUGGGCGCAAACCUAAACCACGCCGGCAAGGCGCUGGGAUCUGCGCCAAUCAGCCACGGCCUUUUCUUUGGAAGCAUCGUCGCGCUCGAGGGCAUUUUCUUUUUGUAUUAUACCUGCUGGAACCUUUUCCAGACGCUGCCGGCUGCGGCUGCCGUAGGCGCUAUUGCAUACAUUAGCGGAAGCAGGGCGUUGUCUGAGGUCCAGGAGAGGAGGUUGGCGGGCCUGAGAUAAGUGGUCUUUGCUGGUCUAGCGCAUGUAGAAUGUACUUACGUACUGCCGUCCGCUGGUGAAGACGGCAGUACUGCUCCGAGUGUUAUGAGGGAAGAAGGAAAAAAGAAAGAAAUUAUUGGGAUUUAUGCUGUAUCUUCUCAAAUUUGUGAGCAAUAGCUGUAAGUUCUGUCGUCUAUGAAGCAUCAUCCAUGUCUGCAAAACCUCUAGUAGUAGUCCCAUCCUUGAGCACAAUACCCAGGCUGUUGCUCUCCUAUG